AUGCCUAUUGACGGCACAGGCCGUUUCGCUAACAGACGACUCCCAUCAUGGCUUAAUUCAUCACCUCUGCCACCCUCAGAUGCGCAAAAAGAGCGUCGCCGACCGAAGGAUGGCCUCCUUGCCGACCCCACAUCCGAACUCCUUAUCGACUUCAAUUCGAAUGAAGGCUUCGUAGAAGCUGCAAAGAAGAAGACCAAGGCGAAAACGCCCUCAGCUCCUCCACCACCGCCGCCUCCCCCUGCGGCUCCACCGGCAGACGAUGGAAAAAAAGACGAUAAUGUUGGAAGUGAUGGAGGAGCAAGCGGAGGUGAAUCUGCGGGUGGCGCUGGCGAUGGAAACGACGGCGGCAACAGCAGCAACGGUGGAAACGGGCCGCCGCCAAAGCCCCCCACGACUUUCGAGAAUAUCAACCUAGGAGGAGAAGACAAACACGACAAUGGGCUGAGUCCUCCAGAAAAUAAGGGGAUUUCAAGUUCAUGGGGUGCGAAACUGGGCUUCGGCGGUGGUGGAUGGGGAUGGGGUGGAAGUGGAAAAAGCCAGUCACCGCCGCCACCACCACCAGCCCCAGCACCACCAGAAACGAAAGCAGAAGACAAUCCCUGGGAUAAGCCCAAGGACCCACCAGACGGUCUAGAUGACGAAGAUGCUUGGGGGUUUGGUGCCAAAAAGAAGAAGGAAAAGCAACCAUCUACGCUUUGGGGCGCCGAACCUGACGCGGAGCCGGAGCCUAAGAUAGGCGAUGAUCCUUGGGGCUGGAGUGGUCAAAAGAAGAAGGGGAAGGCCGGUGGUAUCUUGGAAGAACUCGACCUGGAGCCCGAGCCUGCUGGUCCCGGUGGAAGGAAAGAUAUAUGGGAUACAUGGGGAAUAUCUAAAAAGGACCGAGCAAAGAAGAAGGGAAUUAUGGAAUCAGUCGCCUUAGCAGCUGCACCAGACCCUCCUUCAAUGGAGGACCAAUGGGGCGGUUGGUCUGGCAAGAAGGAUACCAACCAAAGUUCGCUUUGGGGUUCUCAGGACGGAAUACCGGCACCAGCCCCUGACCCGCCAUCCUUUGAAGACAAGAACGACGGUGACGACUUUUGGAGCACUUUUGGUACAGGUAAGGCGAAACCCGUGGAGGAAAGCUCGGGCGGUUGGGGAUUAUUAGGAGGAUUGGGUAAGAAAGGUGAGGAUGAAAUAUGUGAGUCAAAUUUCUCUAAAGCUCAUCAUCUCCCAGAGCCGCCCAAGAUACAAGACGACGGUUGGGAUCUAUGGGGAACAGGUAAGAAGAAGAAGAAAGCUGGCGACUUGAUUCAAUUGGAGGAUGAAGUUCCUCCUCCUGCCCCUGAUCCCGUCGAGGCUGUUGGCACCGACGACUUCCUCGAUUCUUGGGGUUUUGGCAAGAAGCCCAAGAAACCGGACGCCGACCCGUUCGAUUUUAAAACUUCUGGCGCCGAUGUUCCUAACCAUGCUUUUCGGGGAUCAAUAGACAACCAAAGGCCUAGCGCGCACGACUUCUUAAUUGAUACCACCGAACUUGCUGAACCAGUGUCCCGGAUAGGAGACCCAGAGCAAGCUGCGAGAGAUGCUGCAGAGCAAGCUGCCCGUGAAGCAGAAGACGCAGAGGCUGCUCGCGACGAUGAAGAGAUUGCAAGUCUCUUGGAUAAGAAGACGAAGCGAGGAGGAAGACUACUUAAGGCGGAUCGGGACCGAUUGGCUCUGCUUGAAGGUAAUGCUGCUACAAGGGCUGAGGCUCGCGUUGCUCGCGAGGCCGAGGCGACAGCAGCUGCUGAGGCGGAGCAAGCUGUCGCCGAUGCUCAAGCUGCAGCCGAUGCCGAGGCGGCCGCUUUGCAAGCCGCUGAAGACGCUGAAGCAGCAAAAGAAAACGAGGAGAUGGCGGCAUUGCUAGCGAAGAAGGAGAAACGAGGUGGUAAGUUACUCAGGAAGGAUCAAGAGCGCCUGACUCUUCUCGAGGGAAAUGCCUCCAGGAGGGCCGAAGUUCAGGCCGCCCGCGAUGCCGAAGCUGCUGCCGCCGCCGCUAUCAUAGAGGAGAAUCUUCUUGACGAACCUGUCCAAGAGAUUGUUGAAAUUGACCCUGCACAAGCAUCUGCAGAAGCAGAAGCAGUCCUCGCUGCUGAGAUCGCGCAGGAAGAUGCUGAGAUGGAAGCUCUGAAAUCGAAGGGGGUGAAGAAGGGCAAGCUUCUGAAGAAGGAACAAGAGCGACUGAACUCCCUUAUUGACAACGCAGCGAAAAGAAAUGAGGAGCAAGCAGCUAGGGAAGCAGAGGAACAGGCGGCUAAGGACGCAGCUGACGCCACCGCAGCAACAGAAGCAGCAGCAGCAGAAGCCGAAGCGGCAGCUCAAGCAGCAGCGGAAGCCGACGCUGCAGCCCAAGCUGCGUUGGAUGCUGAAGCAGAGGAAGCCGCCAAGGAAGAUGAGGAAAUGGCUGCUCUCAAAGCUAAGAAAGCCAAAAAAGUGAAGCUUACGAAGACCGAAACAACCCGGUUGAUGGCCUUGGUCGGCAAGUCUGUCAAGCGAGCUCAGGCAAAGUCUAUCAAAGAGGCUGAGGAAGCUGCCGCGGCGCAGGCUGCCAAAGAAGCCGAGGAGGCCACCGCUCGUGAAGCUGAGGAACAAGCUGCUCGUCAGGCUCAAGAGGCAGCUGCGCGCGAUGCAGAGGCUGCAGUCGCUGCUGAAGAGGAUAAGGAGCUUGAAGAUCUGACUGCGAAGAAGAUCAAGCGAGGUGGUAAUCUAAUCAAGAAGAAGGAUGUGGAGCGUUUCAAUGUUCUUACCCAAAGGGCUGCAGAACGAGCCGAACGAGCAGCCAAACAAGCUGAAGAAGUCGCGGAGGUAGCGCCAAUAGAAGCAGCCCCAGAAAGCCCGGAGGAACCCGUCGAAGCAGCACCUGAACCGGCCCCUGAGGAACCACCCGCCGAGGCAGACGCCAUGCCGGCCGAACCUGAACCCGAACCUGAAUCUGAACCUGCACCAGGACCCGAUGCAGCCGUUGUUGCAGAAGAAGACGCGGAACUGGCUAGUUUAGAAGCGAAGAAGGUGAGGAAGGGUAGGCUUGGCAAAAAGGAUACGGACAGGUUCAAUCUUCUUACCGAAAAUGCUGCAAAGCGACAAGCAGCAAGGGAAGUCGAGGAGGUAGCUGCACGGGAGGCUGCUGAAGCCGCUGAAGCCGAAGCCGCAGCAGCAGCCGCAGCGGAAGAGGCAGCAGCAGCAGUAGCAGCAGCAAACACGGCCGAAGCAGAUGCAUUGACAGCAAGCGAUGCAGAGGCUAUCCUUAUCGCCGACGAAGAGGCAGAGCUUGCGUCUCUUACUACGAAGAAGGUUAAGAGAGGAAAGCUCGUUAAAAAAGAUGCCGACCGUCUCAAUGUUCUAAUAGAGAAUGCUGCGCAACGACAAGCUGCUAAGGAGGCCGACGAGGCUGCAGCAAUCAGCGCGGCCGCUGAAGCUGAGGAGCAGGCUGCAAGGGAAGCAGAAGCAGUUGCCGCAGAGGCUGCAGCCGCCCACGAAGCUGAGGCGGCUGCUAUUGCCGAAGAGGAAGCUGAGUUAGCUGCAUUGGCUACCAAGAAGGUCAGGAAGGGCAAAUUGGUGAAGAAAGAUGCCGAACGAUUUGCCAUCUUGUCCGAAAACGCAGAAACACGAGCUCGCGCCGCAGCAGAAACUACCGAGCAACCUGAAGAUUCGACUCCUACACCCGAGGCCGAAAUUAAAGAACCACCCCCUGAUCCUGUUGCGGAUGAGGUUCUUAUCGAUGUCGUCGAUCCUGACGCAAGCGCAGCUGCCGAAGCGGAAGCUGAAGCCGCUGCUAUCGCAGAAGAGGAAGCCGAGCUUGCUGCUCUAGUCGCUAAGAAAGAGAAGAAGGGCAGGCUUGGCAAGAAGGAUACUGAUCGGUUUAAUCUUCUUACUGCAAUUGCAACAGAACGAACUGAGAAAGCAGCGCAAGAAGAAGCAGCCGCACAAGCCGCAGCAGAUGCUGAAGCCGCGGCGCAAGCUGAAGCUGAAGAAGCAGCCGCCGCCGAAGCAGCCGCUGCCGAAGCAGCCGCUGCCGAAGAGGCUGCUGCUAGGGAGGCUGCAGAGGCAGAGGCAGCAGUUGUGACCGAAGAAGAGGGUGAGCUGGCUGCUCUGACUGCCAAGAAAACCAAAAAGGGCAAGCUAGGCAAAAAGGAUAGCGAUCGAUUUACUCUUCUUACCGAAAACGCCACUCAAAGGGCCGAGAAGGCUGCUGAAGCAGCUGCUGUCCCAGAAGCUGAAGAUCCACCGGUCGAGGAGGAGCCUGAGGACACUGCUGUCGUAGAGGCCGAUAUCAUCGAAGUCACUGAGGCUGAUGAUGAAGCUGCCGCUAUCGAGGCUGAGGCUGCUGCUAUCGCUGCCGCUAUCGCUGCUGAAGAGGAAGAGGAGUUAGCUGCCCUGAUUGCUAAGAGGAAUAAAAAAGGGAAGCUAGGUAAAAAGGAUAGCGACCGAGUUGCUCUUCUUACCGAGAACGCCGCUCAGAGAGCUGAAAAGGCUGCCCAGGAGCAAGACGCCAGGGAAGCAGAAGAAGCCGCGGCUACUGCCGAAACUGAAGUUGCAGACGACCCUCCGGCAGAUCUCGAAGAACCACCUCCUGAAGAAGCUCUAGAACCACCGCCCGAUGAAGAAGCCCCCCCGGAACCAGAAGAAGACGCAGCAGCAGCUGAAGCUGCUGCAGUGAUCGCUGCCGAGGAGCAAGAGCUAGCAGACCUGGACGCAAAGAAGCUUCGGAAAGGCAGGUUAGGUAAGAAGGAUACCGAUCGAUACAACCUCCUCCUAGAGAAUGAUGCCAGGAGAGCCGAGGAACAAGCAGGUAGAGAAGCUGAGGAAGCUGCUGCCGAAGCCGCCGCCGCCGAAACUGCAGCUGUAGAAGCUGCAGAAGCUGAAGCCGCCGCUGCCGCCGAGGAGGCUGCAAUGGUGGCUGCUGACGCCGAGGCCGCGGCCGCCAUUGCUCAGGAGGAAGAGGAGUUGGUCGCCUUGGAGGCAAAGAAGGAGAGAAAAGGAAAAUUGGGCCGCAAGGAUGCUGAUCGCUUCAAUUUCUUAGCCGACAACAAGGCCGCUAGGGAUGCCCAAGCCGCCGAAGAACAGGCCGCCAAGGAAGCUCAAGAACAAGCAGCCCAAGAAGCGGAAGAAGCGGCCGCUGCUGAAGAAGCUGAGGCUGCUGAGGCGGAGGAAAUGGCUGCUAGGGAGGCUGCUGAAGCCGAAGCUGCUGCUAUUGCCGAGGCGGAAGACGAAGAGCUCGCUGCUUUGGUUGCCAAGAAGAACAAGAAAGGGAAACUGGGACGUAAAGAUACAGACCGGUUCGACCAAUUGUCGACAAACGCUGCGCAACGAGCAGGAGAAAAAGCUGCUCGCGAAGCUGAGGCUGCUGCUGAUGAAGCACCCGCUGAAGAAGAACCACCAGUCCCAGACGAGCUUGAGGAGCCAAUUCCGGAAAUUGAAGCACUCGCCGAAGAAGCCCCCGAGGCCCCAGCCCCUGAUCUUGACGACGAAGCCGCUGCCGAGGCCGCUGCAAUUGCCGCAGAGGAAGAAGCAGAGCUUGAUGCAUUGGAGGCUAGGAAGGCUCGCAAAGGAAGACUUGGAAACAAGGAUACCCAACGCUUCAAUUUCUUGACCGAGAAUAUUGCGAGGCGCGCUGAAGAACAAGCUGCAAAGGAAGCUGAAGCUGCUGCUAUUGCUGCCGCCGAGGCCGAAGCCGAAGCCGAAGCCGAAGCUGAGGCUGAACCAGAAGAAGUUGUCGAAGAAGACGACGAGCCAGCUGAAGAACCUGAGCCUGAAGACAUGGCCGAGGUUGACGACGAAGCUGCUGCUAUUGAGGCCGAAGCCGCCGCCAUCGCCGCUGCUAUCGCUGCAGAGGAAGAGGAAGAACUAACUGCCCUUAUUGCAAAGAAGAAUCGGAAGGGCAAGCUCGGCAGAAAGGAUACAGAGCGUCUCGAUAGCCUGACCGAAAAUGCAGCCAGGCGCGCAGAGGAGCAAGCGGCUAAAGAAGCCGAAGCCGAAGCCCAGGUGGAAGAACCAGUACCUGACGAGGCCGAGGAGGUCGAAGAGGUUGCCGAAGCGGAGCUCGAGGAGAUUCCUGAUGCUGAAGACAUUGCUGCGAAAGAAGCCGCAGAAGCAGAGGAACGGGCUAUUGCUGCAGAGGAGGAGGCAGAACUUGCUGCAUUAAAUAAGAAAAAGGCCAAGAAGGGCAGAUUGGGCCGCUCAGAUACUGAGCGAUUUAACACUCUUAUGGAUAAUGCGGCAAGGCGAGCUGAAGCACAGGAGGCAGCAGAAGCAGCAGCGGCGGCAGCAGAAGCCGAAGAAGAGGCACCUCCGGCUAAUGAGGAAGAGGAGGAAGAGGAUGAAUUUAUGGACGCUGAAGACGGUGAUCUUGAGGAGGAGGGAAUACCUGAAGAGCCAGAACCUGAAGGUGAGGAAGAGGACGCUGCUGCCGCUGAAGCUGCCGCCGCUGAGGCCGAGGUCCUAGCUGCAGCUAUCGCAGAAGAAGAAGCCGAGCUAGCAGCAUUGAACAAGAAGAAGGCCAGGAAGGGCAGAUUAGGUCGUUCAGAUACCGAGCGGUUUAACACUCUUAUGGACAAUAUUGCCAAGCGUGCCGAUGAAGCGGCAGCUCGAGAAGCUGAGGAAGCUGAGGAAGCUGCCGCUGCCGAUGCUGAACCAGAAGUUGAGCCAGAAGCUGAAGUUGAACCUGAACCUGAAGCCGAACCGGAGGCUGCUGACCCAGAGGUUGAAGACGAUGGUUCGAAGGAGGCUGAAGAAGCUGAAGCGGCUAUCGUUGCUGAGGAACAGGCAGAGCUUGAUGCACUGGCCAAGAAGAAGGCAAAGAAGGGCAAACUGGGCCGAAAGGACACUGAGAGGUUUCACCUUCUGACAGAAAACGCUGUUAGACGUGAGGAGGAACGAGCAGCCAAGGAGGCUGAAGCAGCAGCAGAAGCUGAAGCUGAAGCCAUCGAAGAGGAGCUCGAGGUGGAAGCGGACGAUGAUGUCGAAGAACCUGCCCCUGAAGCAGAAGGGGAAGAUGAGAAUGCCGAAGACGAUGAGGCUGCAGCUCUGGAAGCUGAAGAGGCUGCUAUUGCCGAGGCUGAAGAGGAGGAGCUAGAAUCUCUUAAGGCUAAAAGGGCAAGGAAAGGCAGACUUGGCAGAAAGGAUACAGAGCGGUUUAGAAUCCUAGAGGAUAAUGCUGCUCGACGUGCCGAAGAGCGUGCCGCUAAGGAGGUUGCCGCUGCCGCUGCCGAGGCUGAAGCCGAAGUCGAAGAGGAUCCUGAAGCUGAUGAGCCUGAGGAGGAAGAGGGAGAGGAAGGGGGGGAAGGGGAAGGAGAAGAUGAGGAGGGAGAGGAAGCGGAGGAGGGAGAUGACGCUGAUGACGAAGAGGCUGCAGCUCAAGAGGCUGAAGAAGCUGCAGCUCGUGAAGCCGAGGCCGCUGCUAUUGCUGAGGCCGAAGAUGACGAACUUGAGUCUCUCAAAGCCAAGAAAGCAAGAAAGGGCAGGCUGGGCAGGAAAGAUACCGAGCGUUUUGUAGUACUUGAGGAGAACGCGGCUCGACGUGCUGAAGAGGCUGCUGCUAAAGCUAAGGAGGUACUAGAAGUCGACGAAGCAGAGGAGGAAGAAGAGGAAGAAGAAGCAGAGGAAGAACAGGAAGAGGAGGAAGAGGAAGAGGAAGACAAGGAAGAAGAAGAUGCUGCCGCCGACGAGGCAGCUGCAAAAGAGGCCGAGGAAACGGCGGCGAGAGAGGCCGAAGAAGCAGCAGCGGCAGCAAGGGAAGCCGAGGUUGCUGCUAUGGUCGAGGCCGAAGAAGCAGAGCUCGAGUCCCUCAAGACUAAGAAGGCACGAAGAGGCAGACUGGGUAGAAAGGAUGCUGACCGACUCAAGGCUCUGGAGGACAAUGCGGCUCAGCGUGCCGAAGAACUUGCAGCUAAAGAGGCAGCAGCCGCCGCCGCCGCCGCCGAAGUAGAGGAAGAAGAGAAACCCGAAGAGGACGAAGAGGAAGAGGAAGAAGAAGAGGAGGAGGAGGAGGAAGAGCCCGCUGAAGCUGCAGACGAUGUUGCCGAUGAAGCAGUUGAAGCAGAUGAAGAGGAGCCCGAAGCUGCUCCCGAAGAAGCACCUCAGGAUGCUGAACCUGAACUGCCUGAAGAGGAUGAGAUUGUUGAAGUCAUUGACCUAUCGCCGAAGAAGGAGAGGAAGAGUAGAAAGAGCAAAUCGCGCCGUGAUGCUCCUCUACCACCACCUGUUCCAGAUCCUCCGCUCACUCCUCCCCCUGAGUCAAAGCAAUCUCGAAGGGACCGACCUAAACUCCCCCGUGAAGGUACUUCCUGGGGCAAAUGGGGAGCGACUCCACGUGAGGAGAGGGAUGAGAUGUCUCAGGAGAAGUCGGGCAGAUACAGAAGGCGUGAAGAGAAGACAUCAUCCAAAGGGUCGUCAUCGGACAAGGCUGAGAAGACUCCACCGCGUUCCCGAGGCACCGGCCUAUUCAACAAACCCCCAAUCACCCGCUCAACUUCCACGCGCGAAAAGAGGGAUGUUGGCGGUAGCAAGCGUCGCCAUUCUGAAAACGCUCGUGGUAUGGUAUCGCCGCCUCCUGAAGAGAUGCUCAUGGGCGAGGAAGAACCAAACAGCCGCCGCAAGUCACGUAAAACUCGAUCACGCGAGGACGAGGAUGCUAUGAUGUCUGGUGCUGUGCCUGAGAGGCACGAGCACCGUCGCUCGCACAAGCCACGAUCGCGUGAAGACGAUGAUAUAGUCAUGGUUGACCCUGAACCCGUGACUGACAGACGCGAGCGCCGUCGGUCUCAUAAACCACGAUCUCGAGAGGAUGAAGAGGUUAUGGGGGAUGACUUUAUCACGCCUGACCCACGCGAACAGCGACACCGAGCCAAGAGAUCCCGAGACGAGGAACCCGUCAUGGUCGCACCUGAUGUUCCUUUUGACACACCUCUUCCGAGAGGCUCUAAGAAGCCGGGAUUCGCUGGUCUCUUCAGUGGCUUAAGAACGCCCAAGAGCGAACGCCCUGAUCCUCUCCGACGUCGCAGUACCUAUGCGACAACCGACGACGAAGCCUUGCGCAGUACAAAAAUGGACGGCGAUGCCGUUGUUGUUGAUGCUGAUCGAGAAGCAAGACGUGCUGCACGCAGGGCCAAACGGACCGAACGAGAAGUUGCUGAAGACCCUGAAGAAGAUGCUCGUAGGGCUCGAGAGGAAGCGCGACGCGAACGACGACGACAACGUGGUGGCGAGGACGAGGCCGGCACCCAAAGACAAGAAAAGGAUGCGCGCCGGGCCGAACGCCGAGCUGCGCGGCAGCGUGAUGCAGAGCGACAAGCGGGGGAAGAGCAGCGAGCGCGAGAAGACAAGGAGGCUCAAAGAGCGGAGCGUAGGCGCUUGCGCAGAGAGCAAGAGGCCGCAGCUGCCGCAGAGCAAGAGGAAGAAGAGGCUCGUCGAGCUGCGAAACGUGAUCGUCGACGACCUCGGCAGGCCGAAGUCCCCGAGGAUCGGCGCCAUCGUGAGGCAAGGAGAGCCGCUCGAGUUGCAGAAGAGGAAGACGGCCAGCAGCGAAGAAGCCAGCAAUCUGCCGACGAAUAUAACCAACAACGAAAGCCUCGUCGCCGCGAAGAGAGGCAGCAACCGCCAGCUUGGCCACACUCUGGAACCUCGUCGUGGGUUAAGGAGCACUCGGAUGCACCACCGCCCAUCAACGGCGAAGCAGCUGAUGCGAACGGCGGACAAACCGAAGAUGAUAUGGCACGACGUGAAGCACGUCGAGCUCAGCACCGAUCGAAGCCUGGAGACGAUGCACCAGAAGAAUCCGAAGAACGGCGACGGCGACGAGCAAAACGAGAAGAACGCGAGCGCGGUGUCCGUGAUAAAGACCGCCAUCGAGACAGGCGUUCAGAAGGUAGUGAUGAGCGACAUCACAGCCGUCGGACGUCAAAUGUUGUUGACACAGCAGCUCCUCGAACAAGUUGGUGGAAGAAGAUUAAGCGAUGA
Messenger RNA from Fusarium sp. VM40, 9972 nucleotides. Lineage: Eukaryota; Fungi; Ascomycota; Sordariomycetes; Hypocreales; Nectriaceae. The record is from the annotation of a GenBank genome assembly.